UCAGAGUAACUCAGAGCUCAGGGGGCAGAGUCCGCGACAAAACGGACAAUUUGCCGACGGGAACACAACUGUCAGCACCAUCAGGCAUUUCUUGUCUAAGGAAGACUUGCAGCCGACUAACAGCUGUCUGCGAGCCAUCUCCCAGGUACGAGGACAGGAGACAGGCCUCAGAGAGGCAGACACAUAGAGGAAGAAGAAGGCUCCCAGCUGUGAACCUGAUGUGGGAUUCCAUCCCAGGACCUCAGGACCACGACCUGAGCCAGGUGCCCCCAGCAUUGGUAUCAUUUAAAGAUGUGGCUGUGACCUUCACUGGGGAGGAAUGGAGACAUCUGGACCUGGCCCAGAGGACCUUAUACCGGGAGGUGAUGCUGGAGACUUGUGGGCUCCUGGUCUCACUGGGGCAUCCUGUUCCCAAACCAGAGCUGAUCUACCUACUGGAGCAUGGGCAAGAACUGUGGUCAGUGAACAGAGGCCUCUCCAAAAGCACCCAUACAGGUGAAAAAGCAAAACCUGAGACCACAGAGCUUACUGCUUCUCAGCUGGCCUUCACUGAGGAAGCCCCUUUUGAGGAACAAGUGACACAGGGAGUCGCAAGGGAUUCCAGGUUGGGGCAAGCAAGGGAUCAGGAAAAACUAUCAGAAAUGCAGGAAGGGAGCUUGAGGACAGGAACAGACCCCCACAAGGAGACAUGCACUAGGAAAUUGGCCCGUAAACAUGAUGAUUUGGAAACAGAUGAUCGUUUGUGUUUAACGGUUUUACAGGAGCGAGUCACUGCACAAGGUGAUCUACAAGAACAUGAACAAGGACUAGGAAAAGACCCUGUGAUAGAUGCAAGGAAUAACUUGUAUAAAUGCAGAGAAUGUGGGAAAAGAUUUAGCAAGAAUUGGGCCCUCGUUCGUCAUCAACAGAUUCAUGCUGGAGUCAAGCCUUAUAAAUGCAGUGAAUGUGGGAAAGCCUGUCGUUAUAUGGCAGACUUCAUUCGACAUAUGAGGUUGCAUACUGGGGAAAAACCAUACAAGUGUAUUGAGUGUGAGAAGGCCUUCAAACGCAGGUCUCACCUCACAGAGCACCAGCGCAUUCACACUGGAGAUAAGCCCUAUGAGUGCAAAGAAUGUGGUAAAACUUUUACCCACCGCUCCUCUUUUAACCAGCAUAAUAUGACUCACACUAGGGAAAAGCCUUUUUUGUGCAAAGAAUGUGGGAAAGCUUUUUACUACAGCUCUUCCUUUGCUCAACACAUGAGGAUUCACACGGGAAAGAAACUCUAUGAGUGCAGUGAAUGUGGGAAGGCCUUUACUCACCGCUCCACUUUUAUCCAGCAUAAUAUGACCCACACAGGAGAGAAACCCUUUUUGUGCAAAGAAUGUGGAAAAGCUUUUUGCCUCAGCUCAUCCUUCACUCAACACAUGAGGAUUCACACUGGAGAGAAACCCUAUGAGUGCAAUGACUGUGGAAAGGCCUUCACUCAUCGCUCUACUUUUAUCCGGCACAAGAGGACUCAUACUGGAGAGAAACCCUUUGAGUGCAAGGAAUGUGGGAAAGCCUUUUGUGACAGCUCUUCCUUAAUUCAGCACCUGAGAAUUCACACUGGUGAGAGGCCCUAUAAGUGCAGUGAAUGUGGAAAAGCCUUUACACACCACUCUGUUUUUAUCCGACAUAAUAGGACCCACAGUGGAGAAAAACCUUUGGAGUGUAAACAAUGUGCAAAAGCCUUCUACUACAGCUCUUCCUUUACUCGACACAUGAGGAUUCACACUGGCGAGAAGCCCUAUGUAUGCAGAGAAUGUGGAAAGGCCUUUACCCAGCCUGCAAAUUUUGUUCGUCAUAAUAGGAUCCACACUGGAGAAAAACCAUAUGAAUGCAAAGACUGUAAGAAGGCUUUUUGUGACAACUUUGCCUUAACUCAACACAUGAGAACUCACACUGGGGAGAAACCCUUUGAAUGUGGUGAAUGUGGAAAAACCUUUAGCCACAGUUCAUCCUUCACUCACCAUCGAAAAAUUCACACCAGAGUUUAAAGGCCUCUUCAGGUUGUUUACUUCAGUCAAUUUUAGUGACCUCAUACUGGUGAAAUAUCUUUUCUUUUGAAUAUAAUUAUUCAGGAAAAUCUUUCGGCCAGAGAAAUAUCUUGCUUGUUACUGAUAAUUCAUACUGAAGGGAAACCUAAUUGUCACCCCCGUGAGAGCUUUUUGUGGCAGGGCAUCUCAAGGGUCAAAUUAGAAAUUGACCCAGUCUAGACCCUUACACUACCCCUGAGAAUCAUCCACAAGUGAGACCCAGUGGUUGUAUCUCUGGGAAAAGUGUCAGCAAGAAUCCUAUGUUUAUACUAUAAACCCAUCUCAAGAGUAUGUUAAAAGGGCAAUGAGUGGUAGAGGAGGGGAUGUAGAAGAGAAAGGAAAAAGAAAAGCAUACAUGGCUUCUUUCCAGUUUCCCUGCCAAGGUUGUGAUAAUUUGUCAUUACGGCUGUAGUGGGGGGUAUUGGGUGUAUGGAGGAUAAAAAGACCUCACCCGCAUCGUGUUUUUUAUAUAUCCAUUAUCAGGAGAGUUGGAGCACUGAAGGCAGCUGUGCUGCCAACAUUUUUUGAGAAUAUUCCUUAUUCUAAAACAUUGUCAUUUUUAAGUUUUAGGAGCAUAAAUGUUUGUGAGAGGUUUAGAAGCCUGAGUCAUGAAAUACUUAGACACACACAGACAUGUAUAUUUAGUCAAUUCUUGUUACUCAUUGUAGUCAUAUUCUAUAAAUUCAUCACAAACAGUGAAUUCAUGAAUACUGAACCACUGCUCCUAGAGGAAAUACAAAUUUAGGUUCACAUUUUCAUCAACCAAUUAAUGCAUUAUCUGUCAUGGAAUUUUUUUUCUGUUUAUAGGCAUCUGAAUUUAAUGUUUCAUAUAAAUUAUAUGCAGGAUUAUAAAAACACUUCAAUUACAUCAUUUUGUGUAGUGUAUUGUUAUUACACUACUACUUUAACUUAGUCAUACAGUUACCACAGUUUAGUACCCACAAUAAACACAGUAAACCGUAGAGUAAUAUGAACACCUACACUAUGCUAUAGUCAUGCAAAGAAAGUCCAGGAAAAAAAAGGUUAAAAUUAAUCAAAGAUUAACAUUUAAUAAAACUAGUUUUGAUAGCGCUG
Messenger RNA from Canis lupus familiaris (dog), 3131 nucleotides. RefSeq names its product zinc finger protein 599 (gene ZNF599). Gene Ontology annotation, molecular function: RNA polymerase II cis-regulatory region sequence-specific DNA binding; DNA-binding transcription factor activity, RNA polymerase II-specific. The transcript has 6 exons. NCBI's taxonomy places the organism in Eukaryota, Metazoa, Chordata, Mammalia, Carnivora, Canidae. The record is from RefSeq and is a predicted model, not a curated record. Gene Ontology annotation, biological process: regulation of transcription by RNA polymerase II. Bases 219 to 2018 code for a protein of 599 amino acids.